This is a messenger RNA of Vigna radiata var. radiata (mung bean), 4088 nucleotides long. RefSeq names its product TMV resistance protein N. NCBI's taxonomy places the organism in Eukaryota, Viridiplantae, Streptophyta, Magnoliopsida, Fabales, Fabaceae. The coding region runs from base 210 to 3743 and encodes 1177 amino acids. The transcript is spliced from 7 exons. The record is from RefSeq and is a predicted model, not a curated record. Gene Ontology annotation, biological process: signal transduction; defense response. Gene Ontology annotation, molecular function: ADP binding; protein binding.
GAAAAGUCAUAUUGUGCUGCUAUCUUCAAAAACCCAAACCCGUCUUGGUUCUUGGUUGUUCUUCUCUCACUGCGUACGCAAGACCAUCAAGAAUCUUGGUUGUUCUUGUGUCAUGUUCAAAGCAAUAGCUACUGCGCAGUUGUUCUUCCGCUGUGUAUGGUGUGAAGUUGAAGGAAUAAACACUACCAGUUGUAGCGUAUAAUUCAUAGAUGCUGAAAUCAGGGCUUAAGUGGUUUUGGGACCGCUUUGGUAGUCGAUCAUCGGGAUCCACUUCCUCUUCUUCUUCUUCAUACGACUCCUCCUCGGACACCAUCCAUAACCAAGACUACAGAUACGAUGUGUUUAUCAGUUUCAGAGGUCCUGACACCCGCAACUCUUUCGUUGAUCAUCUCUGCUCUCAUCUCCUCCGAAAGGGCAUUUUCGUCUUCAAAGAUGACCACAGUCUACAGAAAGGAGAAUCCAUUUCCCCACAGCUUCUACAAGCAAUUCAACUUUCACGCCUUUCUAUCAUUGUCUUUUCCAAAAAUUAUGCUUCUUCCACUUGGUGUUUAGACGAAAUGACCGCUAUAGCUUUUUGCAAACAACAAUCAAGCCAAAUUGUUUUCCCCAUUUUCUAUGAUGUAGAUCCAUCUCAUGUAAGACAUCAGAAUGGGGUAUACGAGAAUGACUUCGUUUCACACAGAUGCAAAUUCCAAAAAGAUCGGGACAAGGUUCGUGGAUGGGAGAGGGCUAUGACGGAUUUGGCCAAUUCAGCUGGUUGGGAUGUGAGGGACAAGCCAGAGUUUGAACAGAUUCAAAGCAUUGUUCAAGCAGUAAUUAAAAAAUUACGUCAUAAGUUUUCAUGGUUUGUGAAUGACCUUAUUGGGAUACAACCACGCGUACAAGAAUUAGAAGACAAAUUAAGAUUAAGGUCAAACAGUGAUGAUGUUCAAGUUUUAGGAAUUUGGGGAAUGAAUGGAAUAGGAAAGACUACUCAUGCAGCUGUCCUAUUUGACAAAAUCUCUCAUAGGUUUGAUGCUUCUUGUUUCAUUGAGGAUGUGAGCAAACUUUAUAGAGAUGGUGGCCAUACUGCUGUUCAAAAGCAAAUUAUUCAUCAAACUUUACGUGAAAACAUAGAUAUGAGUAAUCCUAUUGAAAUAUCAGGGAUUGUAGAAAAUAGGCUACACAGCAUAAAGGUACUCGUAGUUCUGGACAAUGUUGAUGAAUUAGAGCAAUUGGAAAAUUUGGCCAUAAAACCUAAAUUGCUUUUGAAGGGAAGUAGGAUGGUUAUUACAACCACAGAUGAGCAUAUUCUGAAAGCUUAUGAGGGUGAUGUGUUGAUACACAAGCUUCCAUUAUUGAACGAUGCGGAUGCUCGUGAAUUAUUCUGUAGAAAGGCUUUCAAAUGUGAAGAUCAAAGCAGUAAUUGUGCGGCGUUGAUUCCUGAAGUACUCAAAUAUGCCCAAUGUCUUCCACUGGCAAUUAAAGUGUUGGGUUCUUUCUUGUGUACUCGAGAUGCUGAUGAAUGGAGUGAUGUGUUGAAUAGAUUGGAAGAUAGUCCAGAUGACAAAAUUAUGAAUGUACUAGAAAUAAGUGUUGAGGGACUACAACGUGAGGAAAAACAAAUAUUUUUACACAUUGCUUGUUUCUUUAAAGGGGAGAGGGUGGACUAUGUUAAGCGAAUUCUAGAAUGUUGUGGGUUAUACCCUCACAUUGGAAUUUCAAGACUUAUUGAGAAAUCACUCAUCACUAUUAGCGAUGAAGAAAUUCAUAUGCAUGAAUUGUUACAAGAAUUAGGAAAGAAAAUGGUUCGGGACCAAUCUCCGGAGGAACCAGGAUCAUGGAGUAGAAUAUGGCUUCAUAAAAACUUCUUGCAUGCCUUGAGAGCAGAAACGGGAACAGAGAAGGUGAAAGCCAUAGUUUUAAAUAAAAAAGAAGAAAUGUCAGAGUGUAUUGUUGACGGAUUGUCAAGAAUGAAGGGGCUUACAUUACUGAUAUUAUAUCACACAAGAGUUUCAGGAAGGCUUGAGUUUCUUUCAGACAGACUGCAAUAUCUAUUGUGGCAUGAUUAUCCUUUUGCUUCUCUCCCUCCGUACUUUACAGCCUCUGAUAUUGUGGAAUUGAAUAUGCCUAAUAGUCACAUCACACAUUUUUGGGAAGGCCGCAAGAGCUGUCCCAACUUGAAAAGGAUUGAUUUAAGCAACUCCAAGUACCUGAGUGAGACUCCAGAUUUUUCCAGAAUCAUAAAACUUGAAAGGCUAGAUCUUUCUGGAUGUACAAGUUUAUCUUAUGUCCAUUCAUCGAUUGGGCUUCUUAAGAAGCUUGCUUUCUUGAAUUUACGAAAUUGUUGCAAUCUAGUUUCCAUUGACUUUGGCUAUGUAGGCAACAUGAGUUCUCUGAGAGUUCUACAUCUCUCGGGUUGUUCUAAACUUGAAAGCACCCCAGAUUUUACAAGGGCAACACAUCUUGAGUACCUUGACAUGGAUGCAUGUACAAGUUUAUCCACUAUUCAUGAGUCUAUUGGAGUCCUUUCAAGUCUUACUUUCUUGAGUUUAAGAAAAUGCGAAGAGCUUGUCAGUAUACCAUAUGAUAUCAAUUUCUUGGUAUCUCUUCAAACUCUAGAUUUAUACGGUUCUUUUAACCGUAUGGAUCCGAUACCAGGACAAAGUUAUAUGUCCCAUUUGGAAUACCUUGACCGUACGAAUCCGAUACUAAGACAAGCUUUUUCGUCCCAUUUGGUAUCCUUGAUUUUUCUGGACAUAAGUUAUUGCAAUCUAAAAGAAGUACCUGAUACUAUUGGAGAAUUGAGAUGUUUAGAAAGACUGAAUCUAGAGGGAAACAAAUUUGUUUCAAUACCUGAUUCCUUCAGUCAGCUUCAUUGUCUAGCAUAUUUAAACUUGUCUCAUUGUCCUAAUCUUAAAUCUUUGCCUGACCUUCCAAUCGAAGGAGAUAAAUCAGGGGGGAAGUAUUUUAAAACGGUAUCUGGAUCUCGUGAUCAUAGAUCAGGCUUUUAUCUUUUGAAUAGUUCCAAUGUGUCUCAUGAUAGACUUGAGUUCGUCGGACUUGAAGGCUUCUUCCACUUAAUUAAGGAACCCUGUAAUUUUCGGUGUGGCUUUGACCUUGUUCUUCCUUGGGAUAUGGGAUUUCGACCUAUCUUCGGUGAAACAUUCUUACGGAAUUCAAUUAUAAGGAUACUUCGAUGUGGUAUGAAUGACAACUGGAUUGGCUUUGGUUUUUUUGUUAUAUUUAAGCGACUUGGUGGAUAUCUUCCUUAUCACUCUUCAUUUUCUUCAUCUUCACUUUAUCUUUCUUUUGAAAGUGAAUACACAGAAGAGUGCUCUCCACUUUAUCUUUCUUUUGAAAGUGAAUACACAGAAGAGUGCUUUGAUAUGCGACUUAAUUCGAGGAGAGAUCAAACCUAUGGAUCUUUACAUAUUUGGAUAAUUUACAUCAGUCGAGAACACUGUCAUUUUGUAAAAACAGGGGCGCAUAUCACAUUUAAAGCGCAACCAAAUGUUGUGAUCGAAGAAUGGGGGAUGAGACCUAUACUCAAACAAGAUAUAAGUGACAGUAAAGGGCAGAGAUACAUAAAAUUUUCCAAAUUAAAUCAUGAUCAUGUGGACUUUGAGUAUGUAGAAAAAAGCAACACUGGUUCAGGGCCGAAAAUCCAGCUUCCUUACAAUUGGUAUGUCACAGAGGAAGAGGAAGUUGAGAAUAUUGACGCAAAGGUGAAAGAAAAUAAUCUCUCCAAUGCGGGUCUUUAAGUUGUUUCUCAGAGAUAUGAAAAUGGAAGCUCACACAUCUUUCCGGACAUAUGAUUCUUGAAACACUAAAACCAGUCUUCCAAAGAUGUCGGAGGUGAAAGUAAGUUUGUGCAUGUAAAUGUUUAAUUUUUUUGUUGAGUAAGUGGAUUCUUUCAUUUUAAUUUAUUACUAGCUUUGUUAGUGAUGUAAGUAACGAAAUCUACACGUCAUUUAGAUAUUCCUCUUCCCUCUUUAUUUAACUACGAUAGAUUAAAGGUAUGUUUACUGAAACAAAAUAAGUUAGUAAUUAGUUUAUUUCAUUAAAUUUUUUAGUAACAGAAAUAUCUAUUGAGUUAAUGUGAAAGA